Messenger RNA from Xenopus tropicalis (tropical clawed frog), 3250 nucleotides. It is a transcript of the gene p2ry10, whose product is annotated as P2Y receptor family member 10. The record is from RefSeq and is a predicted model, not a curated record. Lineage: Eukaryota; Metazoa; Chordata; Amphibia; Anura; Pipidae. Gene Ontology annotation, cellular component: plasma membrane; membrane. The transcript has 3 exons. Gene Ontology annotation, molecular function: G protein-coupled receptor activity. Bases 369 to 1340 code for a protein of 323 amino acids. Gene Ontology annotation, biological process: G protein-coupled receptor signaling pathway; signal transduction.
ACAUCAUAAUAAUUUAUGCUACAGUAGUGAUACUUGGUGUGGUUCUUUUACGUCAUCACUUCCUUGAAAUGCAACCUUCUGCAGCCUUGAAUCUGUAUCAUUGUGAAGAUGUGCGUGUAUGAAAUGCAGCAGAAAUUGGUGACUUGUUAUGAUAACGAAGGGCAGAAUAAAGAGGAACACGUAUUUUGCUGUUUGGCUGUCACAGACAUACUUGUGGGAUAUAGGUCUGAUCUUGCAAAAUUAAAUGGAAAUUCUGCUUUUGCAAUUUCACUGUCAGCGCUAGAGAGUUGGUCAACCCAGUGACCUGCUCCAGAGCAAGUGAGAAACCAACAAUUUCUCCUUGAGACCAACUAAGAAAGGAAGAGAAAAUGCCAACUGUCAACAGUACAAACUGCAGCCAUUCUUCUGAAUUUCAAUAUUCUCUUUAUUCUACAACUUUCAUCAUUAUCUUCGUACUCGGUCUGCUAACCAACAGCAUUGCAUUAUGGGUUUUAUGCAGCUAUAUAAACAAGAAGAACAAGGCAAUCAUUUUCAUGAUAAAUUUGGCAAUUGCCGAUCUUGCACACGUUUUGUCAUUGCCUCUACGAAUUCAUUACUAUAUAAACCACACGUGGCCAUUCGGAAGGUUCAUGUGCUUGCUGUGUUUCUACCUGAAAUAUCUCAAUAUGUAUGCAAGCAUAGUCUUUCUAAUGGCCAUCAGUGUCCAGCGCUAUGUCUUUACAAUAAAUCCUUUUAAAGCCAAAGACUGGAAACGCCGUUAUGAUGUUGCCAUCAGUGCGGUUAUAUGGAUAGUUGUUGGUGGUGCAUGCCUGCCCUUUCCACUGCUAAGAAAUUCUGGAUCAAGCAACAAAAAUGACACCUGCUUUGCUGAUCUUGGACUCAGAAAAACAAAUAAGGAAAGCAUGAUGGCCAUGCUAGCUAUUGCUGAGAUGGCUGGAUUCAUUGUACCAAUGGCAGUCAUUAUAUACUGUACACUGAAAACGAAAACACAGCUUAAAAGUGAAGGCCUGCAAUGCCAUAAUAUCAUCGAAAAGCGCAAGGCCCUUAGAAUGGUUACAACAUGUGCUGUUGUAUUUUUCAUCUGCUUUGCACCAUACCAUAUUAACUUCUUCUUUUAUAUCAUGAUCCAAUCUAAAGUCAUAGAACAUUGUGGAGUCUAUAAAUUUGUUAUGACUUUACAUCCUUACACCCUCUGCCUUGCAAGUAUUAAUUGUUGUUUAGACCCAAUCCUGUACUUUUUUACUGCAAAAGAGUUCCAGAAUGAAGUUGCAAAGCAUGGAUCAACAGUUAUGCGUGGGCGCCUCAUGAGUCGCGAGAGUAGCUCGUUUGUAAAGGAAUAAAGGAAUGAGAACAAUCUGCAAAUGCUUAUUGCUUGGAGAAGUGCAUGAAAUGGUACAAACACAUACAUUACUGGAAAACAUUGUAUAAUGGAAUAUUUCAAUUCUAAUACAAAGGCACUAAGAGCCAUUUAGGUCAUCGAGAAAAACAAAAUGAAAUAUGGCAACUAUGACGCAGCUUAGCAUGCCACCUAUAAAUUAUAGAUGUUAUUAUAAUUAUUUUUAUUAUUAUUGUGGACAGGAAAAGAAGCAGAACAGAGGAGACAGGAAAGACUCCAAUGCUAAAUUAUGAGUAUAGCUUGUGGCAUGAUAAGAGGAGGAUUAACCACAGUUAGGUGCAAGGCCAAGAAUACCUGUGUCUGAAUGAUGAAAACAUUCCAUGGAGGGUAACUGACAUAAACUGACUUUUUAUUAAACCUGUAAAUAUGGAUUUAUGUAAAUUGGUGUUCAUUUGCAAUACAUGUUUUUAUAUUUUUCACAUUAAUUAAUACACAUUUAUAUCCACUAUAGUAUUGCAGGUUUUGGCUUCCCUUGAAAGGUUUUGUGGUUAAGGAGGAUAUGUUGGUUUGGUGACUUCUCAGAGCAAUUUCCGGUUGUUUUCAAUAAAGGCUUUUCCUGUUCUGCCUUGUAUUAUUUUGAGGCACUUACCUACAUAUUAUACCCCCUUAGCUCACUAUUAAUCCUUUAUAAGCACUGUAGCAAAUACCCUUACACACAGUAAUGUGAGCCAGUGAGAGGCAGAGUUUCUGAAGCUCACUUGUAGGAUAUUCUAGUUCUAAAUUGAUCAUGCACCCAGUGAUAGGGUCAUUGGCCACCCUGAUCUACCAGAAGAACUCAUGAACUUGUGUAGUUCCAAAUCAAAGUUUCAACAUUUAGAACAUUUGAUUAGCGGCCCCAGAUAUGAACCAGCUUGUUGGUUACUCUGAUUCUUUCAAUUGCUUUGAAAGCAAUGAAAAACAAUUUACAAUGAUUCCUAGGUUAAUAUUAAAUCAAUACCUUUGUCAGCUUUUGUAAUUAUGACUGUGAUAUUGUUUGCAAAGGUAGCAGUGACAUAUAAAUGUCAUUGUCUAUAUAAAUUUCACAUCGCCUUUUUCCAAGCCGCAAAACUUUUUUUUUUUUUUACAAUACACUGGAGUUUAUGGGUGUUUUUUCAAAGCGAAACCUGGCAAAAAAUGUUGCUCACCACUAGUCAGUUCCCAUUUUGAACAACUGCAGUUGCAAAAAGUAUGGCAGACAUGCUCACAGUUAACACCUUACAAUGAAAACAUGUUUUUAAUGCCAUACCUAUGGUGAUUAUUGUCAGUCUCAAUAAAAGCAAGCUGAACAUAACAACAAUCAUUGCUACCAAGCUGUUUUCUUUUACUGAAAAAUCAGAAGGAAGGUUAAAAAAUACAUGUUUUUCCAUGGUUUUAAUGGAAUGAUAAUAAAUACAUGUUUUUACUGAAUGUGCUGCCCAGUGCUCCACUCCUUGUUCUAUUUUUCUAAUUGGAUUUUUGCCCUGUCGGGGGUGUGGGGGAGCGUGGUAGCACGGUGGAGCACACUACAGCUAGCUAUCCUGGUGAGUGCUCCCCUUAUCUUUGCUUGUGGCCUAAAAAAUACAAGGACUGCAUUAAAACUAUGAAAACUUAUUCUACUGUAACCCUUAGAUUCUUUAAGAUACCUUAUGGCGAUGACUUUUGUUUGUCAUUUUUCUCACCUUAAUCUUCAUGUGAUGCACAAGACCAACUAAAGAAAGCAAACAAUCAUUCUUUAGGACUUAUUAUUAUGCUCCGAAAUGUUUUCUUCAGAGAUACCUUAACUUCUUUGUUCCUCAAGGUAUAGAUAAUGGGAUUAAGGAAAGGGACCACGAUCGAUGGGAAGACUGAGAGUAUUUUAUUUACAUGUAAGAAAUCACCAGUAUUGGACCUUAAGAA